This is a messenger RNA of Camelina sativa (false flax), 697 nucleotides long. Lineage: Eukaryota; Viridiplantae; Streptophyta; Magnoliopsida; Brassicales; Brassicaceae. The record is from RefSeq and is a predicted model, not a curated record.
AGGGGAAUUUACAUUACCGGAAGUAGUUUGAUCGGUGCCGCCAUUGAAGCUCCUCGUAUCACUUCCAAGAAUCUCAUCAGUGUAAUUUUCUGUGAAGCCGUGGCUAUAUACGGCGUUAUUGUUGCUAUCAUACUACAAACCAAGUUGGAGAGUGUGCCAUCAUCGAAGAUGUAUGACGCUGAGUCUCUUAGAGCUGGAUAUGCAAUCUUUGCUUCUGGAAUCAUUGUUGGAUUUGCUAACCUUGUAUGCGGGUUGUGUGUCGGAAUCAUUGGAAGCAGUUGUGCGUUGUCUGAUGCUCAGAACUCGACGCUCUUUGUUAAGAUUCUUGUGAUUGAGAUCUUUGGGAGUGCUCUCGGGUUAUUUGGAGUUAUCGUUGGGAUCAUUAUGUCAGCUCAAGCUACAUGGCCUACAAAAUAGGUAUUUAUGGACUUGUACUCUAUACCUUUUACUAUCUAUCUUUCAAAUCCUAGAAGAAUUACACAUCUUUGUUUAUCUUCUUGGCUGUUAUAUCACUUGUGUAGAAGAAAAUCAUGUUUCUCUUUGAAUCCCUAUUUUUGGUAUUGUUCGAACUUGGGAAUAAUAAGUCACUUGGAGAAACCUCUUCAUGUUUUGUAUUCUUUGGUUCUUUUGUGACAAAUGAUAUGAGUUUGUAUAUGUUUUCAUGUUAAGCAUUGAAUGAACUUAAACUCUUCAGGCU